Molecule: messenger RNA, 717 nt
Organism: Arctia plantaginis
Lineage: Eukaryota; Metazoa; Arthropoda; Insecta; Lepidoptera; Erebidae
Source: the annotation of a GenBank genome assembly
AUGCUAAAAGUAUUAAAGGAACGGCCAUUGCGAAUCCCGUAUCCCAGCGCAUCAGUUCAGUACCUACCUUUCUACGGUGGCGCUAGAGGCAAAUAUCUAGAAAUUAAAAAAGAUAACACAGGAAGAACCACUAGUGAGAAAAUUGUCUCCGAAGAGAAUAUAAACAGCGAGAACAUUAUCAAAGCCGGCAAUGGUGCCCCACUUGCUAAAGUUAUGGCUAACUAUUUACAAAAUUUAAAAACGCUGUCAUCAAGUCUUCUGAGACUUACGAAUACUGGAAGAAAGAACGGCUAUUUAGGUGAUCGUCAAAAGACUAGAUAUGAAACACAACUGGCCUCUUUAGGAGAAAUUGCUACAAACAUAACAGACCUUAUUUACGAAAUAGGUGAUGUUAAUAAGAUAUUCAAAAAGGAUACAACCUUGAGGAAGAUAGACAAUGAAGAUGAUGACUAUAUUGGCGAAGAAGGUGUUGGUCUCGAGUCGAAUGAUGACACUAGUGAUAUAGGCCUCCUAGAACAUGAAACUAUCGCAGAAGCUAAACCUGUUGGUCUGGCUCUGAUCGGUGAAACAGGUGUGGCGUCAUCGAAACCUGUGGCAACAGCUAUUGCAGCACACGGAGCAGCAAUCGCAAGUCCCGUGGCUUCUGCUAUUGCUGGAGUUGAUCCAGCAGCACUCGGCAUUUCUUUCCAGUUACAUCACCCGUUUUCGAAGCAUUAA